AUGGCCACGUAUUGUCAGGAACUAAAAGUAAUCGCCGACCAACUUAACAAUGUUGAAGCCCCUGUUGAUGAUCAAUCCCUCAUGUUACAAACGCUAGCCGGCCUUACCGAUUCCUAUGAAGCGGUGGCCACUGUUCUUGGCAACACUAAACCCCUGCCAUCCUUCAACGAGGUCCGGUCACAACUUUGCAUGAAUGAAACCCGCAAAGCCAAUCAAGCCAUCACCUCUGCCCACUCAGCCGGCUCGGCUCUUCACACCACCGCUCGCCCCGCCGCCUCUCAGCCCCCUUCACCGAACAAUACCUCUCACCCUACUGACUAUCGCACCGACACCGGCUACAACCGGGGUCGCUCCCGUGGCUGGGGACGUGGUCGUGGCAGACCAUCUUGGAACCGAAACCGCCAACCCAAUCCUCCUGCCCAGCAGUUUUCGGCCCAAUUCCCAUGGCCAUUCGGCCCACCCACAUGGCCCAAUACUCCUCAACAAACUACACAGUGGCCUACAUGGGCUUCGCCCCCCUGCCCAUACCCGACAACUCCUCAGCCGAACUCUAAUACUUCGGGUCAGGGAAUUUUAGGCCCACGCCUUAAUGCUGCCAAUGCCACCUACACCCCCACCGAUAUCGCACAAGCUAUGUAUACGUUGAGCUUAAACCCGCCAGAUUGGAACUCUGUGAUGGACACUGGCGCUACGGCCAUUAUCUGCAACCGUCAGGUACAUCUCAAUCUUAUUUAA
Helianthus annuus (common sunflower) is the source of this 735-nucleotide messenger RNA. RefSeq lists its product as uncharacterized. The transcript has a single exon. Lineage: Eukaryota; Viridiplantae; Streptophyta; Magnoliopsida; Asterales; Asteraceae. The coding region runs from base 1 to 735 and encodes 244 amino acids. The record is from RefSeq and is a predicted model, not a curated record.